This is a messenger RNA of Fusarium tjaetaba, 504 nucleotides long. RefSeq lists its product as uncharacterized. NCBI's taxonomy places the organism in Eukaryota, Fungi, Ascomycota, Sordariomycetes, Hypocreales, Nectriaceae. The transcript is spliced from 2 exons. The record is from RefSeq and is a predicted model, not a curated record. Bases 1 to 504 code for a protein of 167 amino acids.
AUGCGCUCCAGGUUUGCAUCUUUCACUCUUCUUCGUCUUAAGCUCAUUGAAGCUGCAUUUAGCAUGGGACUUGAGACAACUAAUGCAGGCGUACGUCCCAAUUUCCUCUGGAUAAGGAGCCACAAUGCACUUUCCGGCCUUCUUGCAGCAUCUGCAAGGAACACUGGCUGGUACCCCGUGAUCUUCCAGUUUGUGGACCUUUUCGUGGUCCGCGAAGUUGCUCUUGUUGUACUCCUUGCCGUUGCACUUGGGGCAUGGCUUCCGAUUGUUGACCUUGCUGCUUUUGAUGAUGGUGCUGGUGCUGCUGGUGCUGCUGGUGCUGCUGGUGCUGCUGGUGCUGCUGUUGGUGCUGGUGCCGUUGGUGCUGCUAGAGCUUCCCCUUGGGUGCGUGCAGGGCUCCUCCGGGGACCCUAUGAUAACGCACAAGUGGCAGCGUUUAGGAAGCUACAGCUGCGAUCACCAAUUGAGAAGCAAGCCAUCACAUUGCGCGCAUUUCCUGAAUAA